Molecule: messenger RNA, 1596 nt
Organism: Zootermopsis nevadensis
Lineage: Eukaryota; Metazoa; Arthropoda; Insecta; Blattodea; Termopsidae
Source: RefSeq, a predicted model, not a curated record
UAGAAGAAGUGCAUCGUAGUGUAGAAAAUUUUGACAUUACAUUACAUUCAGUUACCUUCCUUUCAUUGUAUUUAUUGCUUAAAUAUAAUUUAAAUACAGAGACGUAUUUACGUCAGAUUCUCCGGAACUUGGAACAAGUCUUUCCUUACGAAACAAUAAACUUCACUAUUAAAGCAGCCUGUGUUUGGCCAUAUUCCUAGAUAUGAUCAUGUGCACAGUUAAUUUAUUGUAACAUGACUGAACAUGUGUGUAAUAUGCAGUACUGUAAGAGGAACAUGACAGACUACAAGCAUGAGGACGUUAUGAAGGCCGCGAAAUUGCUGUUCUGCAAGCGAUCUCGUACUCUCCACCAUUGGCUUUACCCGGAUUUAACGAAGAGUAAGUUUAAUAAGGCUCUGUCGGCAGCCUGGGGCACAUUACCGGACAACGAGAGACACCUUUAUAUUUCAGAGGUACUUGGAAGAUCACCCCUUGGAGUCUCCAGCCUCAAGAUCAAUCCGCAGCUGAACGUGUUGUUGAGGGAACUGCCGGAGAAAAAUCGCGUGACAUCGUGUACCAGAGACAGUGCUGAUGAGACAGGCCAAGCCGUGCAGGAACUUCUUGCUUCUAGUUGUGAUUUACAAGCCUCGUCAUCUUACCCGGAAUCGAAACCUCAAAAUACUACAAAUAUCUGCAGAAAACGCAAAUCACUGCAGUCGCGAAGAACGCCACUUGGGGAUGUUGAUCUCGAGGACCAGGAUAAAGAGACUGUCGUCUUAAAACGCGCGCGCAAAUCGCGAGCGGAAGUCGAAAUGAAGCAAAAUCAGGAAGGUACUUGUGAAGAUGAAAAAUCUCUAUCUAUGACUCAAUCAGGACAUCAGGAUAAGGAGUGUGAUUUCUGGAGGAACACAUCUGCCCCCGAUUAUCUGUUCCCUAAUCUGUUGCCUGAAACAGUAGCUUCUGAUGAUAUUGGUGAAAUUUCGGGAAUUGUACGGCAUCCAGAAGAUCUGCCUACUCACACAAAAUUGUUUACUGAAACAGUGAUUUUUGAUGUCACUUGUGAAUUUAGGGGAAUACAACAGCUUCCAGAACAUCUGCCAUCCCACACAGAUUUGUUACACGAAACAGCGGCUUUUGUUGAAAUUGGUGAAUUUUGGGGAAUGGCAUAGCAUGCAGAAGAUCUGCCUACUCACACAGAUUUGUUUCCUGAAACAGUGACAUCGAUUCUCGUCUUUGAUUUUCGAAGAUGUGUGGUACUGUGACACAAAAUUUUACUAAAUCUAGUAUUAUCUAUUUGUAGGUAUACAGAAUAUUUGGAAUUCAAAUCAGUAUAUAUUAUAGGGAAAAUUAUACAAAAUUGUAAGAAAGUUUAUAGGUAACUAAUAUACUUUAUAAUUUCCAUUGAUUGGUGUUUAUGAAUUUAACCUUUACAGGAUCCCAGUAUGAUAUCUGUUUUAAUCUUUGACUGUGCAUCUGUGCUGUCAAAAUUAUUGCACGAUCCACUUAAAUUUUACAACUUGUCUUAAUAGACACAUAUUUGGAAAUUUGUAAUUUUAUCUAUGUACUAUUCUUGUAUGUAUGAAUUGUUGUGAAAUUAAAUACAUGGAGUUAUAAAGA